AUGUCGUCACAGUAUGCAUUGGACGCCCCGGAGGCAAUCGGUACGGGUACAAAUGGAGCUCAGAUAACGCCGAAGGCGGCUUCGGAGACUAUCUGGUCGUUGUAUUAUUCUCACAUUUGCACAAGGCCAACGCGCUUGAGUGACUUCAUUCAAGACAAUUUGAGGCGGAACGUGCCUCGGGACUUGUUGGCUGACGGCGGUGUGCAUUGCUCGCAGGUGAGCAGACAAACGGUUACACCGAAGUCUACUGUGCUAGCCGCCAUGAGAGAGGGCGUUUGA
Sphaeroforma arctica JP610 is the source of this 279-nucleotide messenger RNA. RefSeq lists its product as hypothetical. The record is from RefSeq and is a predicted model, not a curated record. Bases 1 to 279 code for a protein of 92 amino acids. NCBI's taxonomy places the organism in Eukaryota, Ichthyosporea, Ichthyophonida. The transcript has a single exon.